ACGACUGCAGAGUCCAAUCCAAGAUGUCAGCCUCCAUGAAACUAAAAUAGGCAUAUUUUUUAAAGAAACAAAACAAAAAAAUAAUGUUUAUUUCAGCUGAGAGUAAAGAGAAGAAUUUUGACGGAUAUACAUUGAUAUUUCCAGCAGUAUCAGUAGGAAAUGUUGGACAGUUGGCAGUUGAUAUGAUUAUCUCUACAUUAUGGAUGGAAAGAAUUGGUUAUAUCUAUCAUGAUAGCAUUUUGCCAUUAGUUGGAAAUGAUCCUUUUGCUCAUCCUGAAUCAAUUUCUUGUAAAAUUGUUACAAAUUGUGAAGUAUAUGAGAAUACAGAGAACAAGACAAUAAUAAUACAACAGAGAUCUCCAUUUGUCCAAGGAAGGAGAGCUGCUUUUAAACAGUGGCUGAGGAAAUGGAUGAUAGAAAUGAAAAUAUCACAACUUGUCAUUCUAACAAGUAGCCAUGCUCAUGAAAGACUCGACAGCCAAUUACAGGGAUCUCAGUUCAGAUUUAUAGCGGGUCCAAAAUUUGAGAAACAUGAAAUUGAAGACAUGAAAUCCCGAUUAGAAUGGCAGGAAUUAGAGAAAAGACUAUCAGAAAAUGGAGAGACAGAAGAUAUUUCAUCACCUUACAUUCCAGGAGGAGGCAUUGCUAAAUCUUUAUUUAAAGAUUGUUCUGAAGAAAUAAAAGUGUGUAUCCUGUUGUUGUUUUGUUCUGAGGGAGACAAUGCCAGUGAUGCCUUACAGCUGGCUAAACAUGUCAACAGCUGGUUAAAUAUAAUUGAUAUGGAGCCCAAACUUAUGAUUGGUUUUGAUGGUAAAUCAGUGAAGAUGCCUGGGUUGUCAUGGAAAGUACCAUACUCAUGGAAACUGAUGUUUGGAACCCAAGUUGACAGAACAUUGUUUCAUUAAUUUUAUAAUAAAUAAUAUUUUUACAUGUU
This is a messenger RNA of Mytilus californianus (California mussel), 934 nucleotides long. RefSeq names its product proteasome assembly chaperone 2-like. The record is from RefSeq and is a predicted model, not a curated record. Lineage: Eukaryota; Metazoa; Mollusca; Bivalvia; Mytilida; Mytilidae. The coding region runs from base 84 to 905 and encodes 273 amino acids. Gene Ontology annotation, biological process: proteasome assembly. The transcript is spliced from 7 exons. Gene Ontology annotation, cellular component: nucleus; cytosol.